UGUGCUUGGGAAGGGGUUGUCUUCUUCAACAGGUUGCUGGAUUGGCUGGCCUCUUUCCAGGAGCAGCAGGAGGCCUUGGACUCUGUGCCCAGCCUCAUCGGUCAUGGGAUCAACAGAGACAACAUGGAUGCUGCCCUCCUUGCCCUCUCUCUGAGCAUAGAGACAUACCAGCUUCAACCCGGUUGCCUGGAGAGGUUCUUCAAUGAUGGCGAGACUCCUGAUCCCGACCUUCUCCCAGACCAUCUGAGUGUCCUUCCACACUGGACCCUGCUGCCGUUGAUGAGGGGGAAACUUUCCUCCUACAUGAUACACAUUCUGCUGCUGAGGCCAGUGAUACAGGCUGUCCAAGUGGAAGAUCCCAAAUUACCCAGUGGGAACAUCACCUCUCGGCCCAUACGGCAGGUAUUCUACGGGCUGCUGCUGGGUGAGAGGAGGGAAGUGGAGGAGUAUGACAGGGAAGGCACGGACCUGACCAGCAGCAAGGUUGAAGCUAUCCUGCCCAGUGCUGCACAACAGCUUCAGCUAGACACACUGGAUCAGGCUCCACAUUCAGUGCGGCAUGAGGUGUUUUUGGAGACCCUUGGUGUGUCCCAGUCCACUUUGAAUGGUCUCCCAUCUCAUCUGAAACUUCCUGUGGCUGUUACCUGCUACUGGCGGAGGCACGCCCAUCCCCAACCAGACCUUCCUCUCCUGCAGGCCCUGCUACUAGGACUGGUGUACGGAGAGCUCUGCAGACAGAGGAAGGGAGAGGAAGGAACAGAGGAGGGACCAGUGUUGGAGAGGCUGAGAGGGCUGAUUCAGAGAGGUGCUAGGAGUCUAGACCUGGGUGUGACCCACGCCUUAAGCCAAUGGAAGCGCUGCAUGAGGGAUGGCCUUGACCUGAACCAACUGCUGUGCUUCCCUCUACUGGAGCCUCAGUGUGCCUGGCUGUACAAGGGAUCUCUGGUGCACCAGCUUGUGGGCCAACUGAGAGGGGGGGUGACCCCGGAUUCUCUCCUUAUGGAAGACUCUUCCUCUGAGCAGCUGUACAGAGCCAUGCUGGAAGCCAUACUCAACUCCCAGGAAACUGAGACCUCUGGACAACCUGACGGCCCCUCUGCAGAUUCUGGCGCUGGAGGAUGA
Messenger RNA from Salvelinus sp. IW2-2015, 1122 nucleotides. The record is from RefSeq and is a predicted model, not a curated record. NCBI's taxonomy places the organism in Eukaryota, Metazoa, Chordata, Actinopteri, Salmoniformes, Salmonidae.